AUGGACAUUCAAGCACAGAUUCCAGUUGCUUUGUGCAGCAUCCACAACUUCAUCCACUUGCACAAUCCUGCAGAAGGUAGGCUACCUGACGCAAACUAUUCCCUUGGUGAUGCACAUGCUGCAAACUGGGAGCAGGAGGAAGUAGAAGAGCACCCAGCUGCAUGCAACAAUCUGCAUUUGAUGCAUGAUCACAUUGCCAAAGCAAUGUGGGUGGACUAUCAGCGCAUUGUGCAGGAAAGGCAUAAUCUUGGAGACGACAAUGACAAUUUUUCAAACCAAGGUAUCUCGGAGGAUGAUGAUAAUGGACUGGACUAA
Suillus bovinus is the source of this 315-nucleotide messenger RNA. RefSeq lists its product as uncharacterized. Bases 1 to 315 code for a protein of 104 amino acids. NCBI's taxonomy places the organism in Eukaryota, Fungi, Basidiomycota, Agaricomycetes, Boletales, Suillaceae. The record is from RefSeq and is a predicted model, not a curated record. The transcript has a single exon.